UGCUUACCACACAGCAGAUAUACAAGACAGACGCUGAGUGGAAGCACAUGAAAGUUAACUGCUUAAACAGACUGAAGAGAGACAGAUAAAGGCAGACAGAGAGACAGUCAGAUAGACAGACAAAGAGACAGGCAGGUACCUUUGUGCCACCGUAAAGAUUUGAGACAGACAGGCAUAGAGAUAAAGGCAGAAAGAAGUGGACACAUACUGUAGUUCAUCUGAAUGUAAACUGUUAUUGGUCACAGCAAGGGAUGUAAACAGACAGACGGGCUGUGAGAGUGAGACAGAAAUACAUUAGAUCAGGCAACAGGAUGUUGUCAAAAAAGGAGGAACGAAGGUCGUUCGGCAACGGGCCGCUUAGAGACCAAUGGGAGAAGAAAGCUCAGAGCAUCAUAGAGCAGAACAAACAGGAGGCCGAAUGGAGGAAGAAAAGUUCCAACAAAAUAUCUUUCUCGAAGUGGAAUUAUCACUGGUCACUAGUCUCCAAUGGAGACUUCCAUCAGCUCACCAGUAGUGCAGAUGAUGCGGAAAAAAACAAGCCAAAAAUCAAAUUCAAAGUCGUCCCCCCUCCUCCCAAACCCAAACAUGAGCCUGCCCCUGCUCCGCCUACUCCCAGGAAAGCCGCUUCGCCCAAACCUUGCAGGCAAAAACGUAAAGUUGAAGUGGAUGUGUUCGGGCUGUGCUGGAGAGACUCCUGGAAGAGCUUGAAGCCUCCAAAGUAUCUUUACCUGAAGGCCAAAGAGACGAAAACUACAAUCCCAGGAUUCACAACCAUAGAGCUGCCUAACAACAGGGAGUACAAACCACCGGGGUACGGAUCAGAGGCCGAGUGGGAGUCUCCUUUUGAAAAAUGGAGUAACUCCUGGAAACAGGUGAAGAGCCCUGCCCAGUUGGAGCGCACUGAGGAGAAACAAUUCCAAUGGGAGAUUUCGCUUGAACGGAAACCGGUUGGCAAAGCUGAGAUAGAAGUCUUUACUCUUCCCGUCUGGGCCGGUACGUGGAAGUUCAUAAACUUCGCCUUCCGGCAGCAGCAGAAGUACUGGGAUCGUAUCUGGCCUGAGUUCCAACAAAACCUCAGCAACAAGUUCGACAAAGUACAGCAACUAGAGGAGCAGGACGAGCCCUCAGACUGGGAGGAUUCAUGGAGACUGUCCGGGGCAGAACUUGAACCAAAAGACACCACAGAGUACGAGACCCCAACUGCAGGCUCCUCCGGCACUGACACCACAGUCAUGAUGAGGCUGAACGAAGUAAUCCUGCCCGGCUGGAGUGACUCCUGGCGGCUUUCAGCGGCCCCCCUGGAGGAAGUAGAAGAACGUCACAAGAACUGGAACUCAUGCUGGGGAUACAGACAGCAGAUCAGGUGGUGCAUGGCUUCACUGGAGUCCCAUCAGCGACACAGCGCCAUGCUGACUAGAAGACGUAAAGCCACAAACCUCGUCCUUGCAUCACGGCUGGACGAGGAGACGGCAGAUAACGCGGAGUGGACUGAGGCCUGGAGAACUCCUAAAAGAUGGAUCGAAGCAAAGGAGGACAAAGUGACCGAGACGCGGGAGGACGAAGUGGAGGAGAUGAUGGAUGACACAGAGGACGAGGAAGAGGAAGAGGAGGAUGAAGGAGUAGACAACGAGAAGGAUAUGGAGGUAGAUGAGGAGGAGGAGGAUGAGGAGGACGAAGGAGUAGAUGAGGAGGUGGAGAAGGAGGAAGACAAGGAGUACAGGAGCGAAGAAAUACACAAGAAGGAAGAAAAAGAAAUUAACAAGGAGGAGGAGGAUGAAGGUGUCGAUGAGGAGGAGGAGGAGGAUGACGAUGAUGAGGAGGAGGAGGAGGAGGAGGAGGAAGAAGAAGUAGACAUUAAGGAGGUUGAUGGGAUAAACAAGAAAUACAAGGACAAAGAUCUGGACAUAGAAGAUGAAAACGAGGAAGAGGACAAAGAGGAGGAAGAAAAAGAUCUGGAUCAGGAGGAUGAAAGAAAAGAAGGAGAUGACGAAGAGGAAGAGGAAGAGGAGAAUACAGACGAGGAGGAGAGUAAAGAAGUAGAUGAAGAAGAGGACAAAAUAGCAAAUAAAGAGGAAGAUAAAAGUGUAGAGGAGGAGGACGAGGAAGAAGAAGCAGACGGCAAGGACGAAGAGGAAGAAUUAGACAAAGAGUGGUUGAAGAAAAAAUCUGACAAAGGUGACAAGCAGGAGGGCAGAGAAGUAGCCGAGAAGGAGAGAGUAGACAGGGAUGGGGGAAAUGAAGAGGUAGAUGAGGAUAGCGUAGAUACAGGGGUGGAGGAUGAAGAAGUAGACAAAGAGGAGGAAGGAGAGGACAUGGAGGGCGAAUUAGACAAAGGACGGGUGAAAGACGUAGACGAGGAGGAGGAAGAGGAGGAAGUGAAUCAGAGGGACAAUGAGGAUCAAGAGGAUAAAGAAGAAGAAGAUGUAGUAAAUAAGGAAGAGGAUGAAGACGUAGACAAAGGAAAAGAUGAAAUAGUUAAGGGAGAGAAUGUAGAAGCAGACACGGGAGAGGAUAUAGAAGUAGACGAGGGAGAGGAUGUAGACGAGGGAGAGGAUGUAGAAGUAGACAAGGGAGAAGAUGAAGGAGAUGAGGGAGAGGAUGUAGACGAGGAGGAGGAUGUAGUAGACGAGGGAGAGGAUGUAGACGAGGAGGAGGAUGUAGUAGUAGACGAGGGAGAGGAUGUAGACGAGGAGGACGAUGUAGAAGUAGACGAGGGAGAGGAUGUAGACGAUGAGGACGAUGUAGAAGUAGACGAGGGAGAGGUUGUAGACGAGGAGGAGGAUGUAGAAGUUGACGAAGAGGAGACUAACAAAUUUGAUGCUGGAGUAGAGGAGAAGACGGUGGAAGCAGAGGAGGGCGACAAUGGUGACAAAGAGAAAGAAGAGGAAAACAACGUACACAAAGAAAAGAAACUAAUCAAACGCAAACCAGAUGUCCCACUCCAUCUGCAGUUCCAUAAACUACACGCGUCCUUCUCCUCCUGGAAGAAGUCGUGGAUGGUGGCGGUAGCACGCAGAGGAGGAGAUGAAGAGGAGGACGAGGAAGAGGAUGAGGAGUUGGUGGAAGAGUGUCGGGCUUGGAAAGAGUCGUGGAGGAUUUGCCGCUGGAGGAAGCCAGACGAUGACGAGGUGGUGUGCUUCUCCACCGCAAACCGGAGUCAGAGAUACAUUGGGCUGAUGCAUGCUGGGAUGCCAAAGAGGGAAUGGACUCUCAGCUGGAAGACAAACCAAGACUGUAGCAAAAGAUGUAAACACUGAAGUGGAGGAAGAGGAGGAGGAGGAGGAAAAUGAAGAGGAAAGCUCUUUUGCUCAUUUAAGAUUGUAUUAAGUCAGGUUUAAUGGGAAGGAAGGAACUCUCCUUCCUUAGAGUAAAACUGAAAAGAGAACCCUGAAUCAUU
Etheostoma cragini (Arkansas darter) is the source of this 3397-nucleotide messenger RNA. Its product is annotated as golgin subfamily A member 6-like protein 22. The transcript is spliced from 7 exons. The coding region runs from base 312 to 3257 and encodes 981 amino acids. The record is from RefSeq and is a predicted model, not a curated record. Lineage: Eukaryota; Metazoa; Chordata; Actinopteri; Perciformes; Percidae.